Messenger RNA from Chinchilla lanigera (long-tailed chinchilla), 5088 nucleotides. It is a transcript of the gene Agtpbp1, whose product is annotated as ATP/GTP binding protein 1. The record is from RefSeq and is a predicted model, not a curated record. NCBI's taxonomy places the organism in Eukaryota, Metazoa, Chordata, Mammalia, Rodentia, Chinchillidae. The coding region runs from base 300 to 4037 and encodes 1245 amino acids. Gene Ontology annotation, molecular function: metallocarboxypeptidase activity; zinc ion binding. The transcript is spliced from 27 exons. Gene Ontology annotation, biological process: proteolysis; C-terminal protein deglutamylation; protein side chain deglutamylation.
GUGUACAGCCCGUCCCGGGGGGCUGGCCUUGCCCCCGCGCGCAUCCCCAGUGACCGUGCGGGCGGUCAGGGGCUGCUCCACCACGCAAAGGCUCUGUUUUUUUCCGCCUCUUAGGAGCUCUGGGGCAGUUUGACUUGGUUGAGUUCCUUCUCUGGGCUUUCACCCUUGUAGGGUGGAGUUUUACUACAUCGUAGUGUAGCCGAAGGAGGUGCUGAUAAUUUAAAACUCGUUUCCCGUCUUACCGUGGCUUGCCGGAGUUCCUGAAGGUUAUCUGCAAUGGUGAAAUGAAGUAACUCAAGAUGAGCAAGUUAAAAGUGAUAUCAGAGAAAAGUGUUACCAAUAAUUCCCGGAUUGUGGGACUCUUGGCUCAGCUGGAGAAGAUCAGUACUGAAUCUUCAGAAUCAGAUACUGCUAGAUAUGUCACUUCAAAAAUUCUUCAUCUGGUUCAAAGUCAAGAAAAAACAAGGAGAGAAAUGACAGCCAAAGGCUCUACAGCAGUGGAUGUUCUGCUGUCAACAUUAGAGAACAUGAAAGAUCUUCAAACUACACUAAAUGUUUUAAGCAUUCUUGUUGAGCUGGUGUCAGCUGGUGGAGGUCGAAAAGCGAGUUUUUUAGUUGCCAAAGGUGGUUCACAGAUACUGUUACAAUUACUUGUGAAUGCCAGCAGAGAAUCUCCCCCACAUGAAGAGUUGAUGGUGCAGGUUCAUUCUGUUCUUGCCAAGAUUGGACCAAAAGAUAAAAAAUUUGGAGUGAAAGCUAGAAUUAAUGGGGCUCUGAACAUAACCCUGAAUUUGGUCAAACAGAAUCUACAGAAUCAUCGAUUGGUUCUACCUUGUCUUCAGCUUUUACGAGUUUAUUCUGCCAACUCUGUGAAUUCAGUAACCUUAGGGAAAAAUGGAGUUGUGGAGCUGAUGUUUAAAAUCGUUGGACCAUUUAGUAAGAAGAAUUCAGGUCUUAUGAAGGUUGCUUUAGACACUCUUGCUGCAUUGCUAAAAUCAAAAACAAAUGCCAGGAGAGCUGUAGACAGAGGAUAUGUCCAAGUGCUUUUAACAAUUUAUAUAGAUUGGCACCGCCAUGAUAAUCGACAUAGAAACAUGCUUAUUCGGAAAGGAAUUUUGCAGAGCUUAAAAAGUGUUACAAACAUCAAGUUGGGAAGAAAAGCAUUUAUCAAUGCCAAUGGGAUGAAGAUUCUGUAUAACACUUCACAGGAGUGUUUGGCAGUCCGGACUCUUGAUCCUCUUGUGAAUACCUCCAGUCUGAUAAUGAGGAAGUGCUUUCCCAAAAAUCGCCUGCCACUUCCAACAAUUAAAAGUUCUUUCCAUUUCCAGUUACCAGUCAUGCCUGUGAGUGGACCUGUAGCCCAGCUUUACAGUUUACCCCCUGAAGUGGAUGACGUAGUAGAUGAAAGUGAUGACAACGAUGAUAUUGAUUUAGAAGCUGAAAAUGAAAUCGAAAAUGAAGAUGACCUAGAUCGAAAUUUUAAGAACGAUGAUAUUGAAACAGAUAUUAACAAAUUAAAACCACAGCAAAUACCAGGACGAACAAUGGAUGAACUAAAAAUGUAUGAACACCUCUUCCCUGAGCUUGUUGAUGAUUUUCAGGACUACGAUUUAAUCUCCAAAGAACCAAAGCCUUUUGCAUUUGAUGGGAAAGUACAUGGCCCCAUUGUUGUUCCCACAGCUGGAGAGGAAGCAUCUGGGAGUGUGAGCAGUGUCAGAACUAGGGUGGCACCGAAGGAGAAAGUACCUCCUGAAAGAGAGGCAGGGGAAGGGAAGCUGGCCUUGGCGGGUACAGCAGGAGAAGACAUUAGAAAGAGCGACAGAGCAUUGCAGCAGCAGCUGGAAGGGCAGAGCAGGACUGUUCCAUCUACCUCUGGUGUAAACAGCGAUAUUGUGAAGGCCUUGGACCGAAUCACAUUGCAGAAUAUUCCCUCGCAGACUGCCUCAGGCUUGACUGCAGGAACGAAGAAGGACUGUGGUCUCCCACUGACUGUCUUUACAUGCACCAAAGCAUGUCCUCACAUGGCUACUUGUGGGAAUGUUCUGUUUGAGGGACGGACAGUGCAACUAGGGAAGCUCUGCUGUACUGGAGUUGAAACUGAAGAUGAUGAAGAUACUGAAUCCAAUUCCUCAGUUGAACAAGCGUCAGUUGAAGUACCUGACGGACCAACACUUCAUGACUCAGACCUCUAUAUUGAGAUUGUGAAAAAUACAAAGUCUGUCCCAGAGUAUUCAGAGGUGGCCUAUCCUGAUUAUUUUGGUCACAUUCCGCCUCCAUUUAAAGAGCCUAUCUUAGAAAGGCCUUAUGGUGUACAAAGGACAAAAAUUGCCCAAGAUAUUGAGAGGCUAAUAUAUCAGAGUGACAUCAUAGAUCGAGUGGUAUAUGACUUAGAUAACCCAAAUUACACCAUUCCAGAAGAAGGAGAUAUUUUGAAGUUUAACUCCAAAUUUGAAUCUGGGAAUCUGCGCAAAGUAAUUCAAAUUAGAAAAAAUGAAUAUGAUCUUAUUCUUAACUCCGAUAUAAACAGCAAUCAUUAUCAUCAGUGGUUUUACUUUGAAGUCAGUGGAAUGCGGCCAGGUGUGGCUUACAGGUUUAACAUCAUUAACUGUGAAAAGUCCAACAGUCAGUUUAAUUAUGGUAUGCAACCACUUAUGUAUUCAGUUCAGGAAGCAUUAAAUGCCAGACCAUGGUGGAUUCGAAUGGGAACUGACAUUUGUUACUAUAAAAAUCACUUCUCAAGAAGCUCAGUUGCUGCAGGUGGACAAAAGGGAAAAUCGUACUAUACAAUUACUUUCACUGUCAAUUUUCCACAUAAAGAUGAUGUUUGCUACUUUGCUUAUCAUUAUCCAUAUACAUAUUCAACUUUACAGAUGCACCUUCAAAAAUUGGAAUCAGCACACAAUCCUCAGCAAAUCUAUUUUCGAAAAGAUGUGUUGUGUGAAACCCUGUCUGGAAACAGCUGUCCCUUGGUGACUAUAACGGCAAUGCCAGAGUCUAAUUAUUAUGAACAUAUCUGUCAAUUCAGAAAUCGCCCUUACGUUUUCUUAUCUGCUCGGGUACAUCCUGGAGAAACCAAUGCAAGUUGGGUUAUGAAAGGAACAUUGGAGUAUCUCAUGAGUAAUAACCCUACUGCUCAGAGCUUACGAGAGUCCUAUAUAUUUAAAAUUGUCCCUAUGCUUAAUCCAGAUGGUGUCAUCAAUGGAAAUCAUCGCUGUUCUUUAAGUGGAGAGGAUUUGAACAGACAGUGGCAAAGUCCAAAUCCAGAUUUGCAUCCUACAAUUUACCAUGCUAAGGGGUUGCUACAGUACCUUGCUGCAGUGAAACGUUUACCUCUGGUUUAUUGUGAUUACCAUGGCCACUCCCGAAAGAAGAAUGUGUUUAUGUAUGGCUGCAGUGUCAAGGAGACAGUGUGGCAUACCAGUGAGAAUGCAACUUCCUGUGAUGUGGUGGAAGAUAUGGGAUACAGGACUUUGCCGAAAAUACUGAGCCAUAUUGCUCCAGCAUUUUGUAUGAGCAGCUGUAGCUUUGUAGUAGAAAAAUCUAAAGAGUCCACGGCCCGGGUUGUGGUGUGGCGGGAAAUAGGAGUGCAGAGAAGUUACACCAUGGAGAGCACUCUGUGUGGCUGUGACCAAGGGAAGUACAAGGGGUUACAGAUUGGUACUCGAGAAUUAGAAGAGAUGGGGGCAAGGUUUUGUGUGGGUCUGCUGCGUUUGAAAAGGCUGAUGUCCCCACUGGAGUACAGCCUCCCCUCCAGCCUGCUCGACUUUGAGAGUGACUUAAUUGAAUCAGGCUGCAAAGUAACUAGGCCAAGUUACCUAGAAGUCUUUGUUUUAAGUGAAGAUUGUGAGAAUCAAAUGAGCCCUACCACAUAUGUUAUGGAUGAAGAUGAACCUCGAUUCCUUGAAGAAGUUGAUUACAGUGCAGAAAGUAAUGAUGAGUUAGACAUUGAGUUGGCUGAAAACGCAGGCGAUUAUGAGCCUUCUGCUCAAGAAGAAGUGCUUUCUGACUCUGAAUUGUCACGAACCUACCUAUCUUAAGCCCUCUGCCAUCUCUUAUUAACUGCAAAGAAGAAAUGAAAUAUCUUGGUUUUUAUUACACAGAAAAUUUGAGAAAAAUGAGUUUACAAAGAACUAACUCAAAAAGACAAGUAACUUGGGCCUGUUUGGUUUCAAGAUAAAUAAAUAUGUUACUAAUUCAUGAUAAAAUUGGUACUUGUUUUAUUUUAGAUGUUUAGUGUACUUUACAUAGCACUGAAUUAUCAAAUAAUGAAUUUCCUUAAAAAAGAACCCUGAGUAUCAUUGCAUGGGUUUUUAUCAUCUUUGAUUAUAUUGUGUGUCAAGUGGAUAAUUUCGAAGUUACCAGAAUAUAAAAUCUGAAUUCUAGAGUUGUUGAAAACAAAUCUAUAUGUACAAGGGUUUCUGUAAGAUGUGUUUGUGUAUAUAGGUGGGCAGAUAUUGAAGAUAAGAUUGUUCUUCAGAAUCAUGUUCGCUGUUGGAUUGUGACUAAAGUAAUCUAGAAUUUGCCCUGAAACCAUUACAUUCUACAUUUACCAAAUUAAAUAAAACUAUAUUAAAUAUUGCAUUUAUUUGUCAGCCUUUUUAACCAGCUACAGUUAUUUGGUGCAUAGAACUUUGUGAGAAUAUUAUAAAACCCCAAUAUUUGAGCACCAUGAUAAAAAAUUUCUUUUUAAAACAUCCUGUUCUACUAGUGCUUAGAUUUUGAUGGUGUGGGUAUACCUGUGCCUAUUAUGAAAGAUAAAUUUGAACAGCUCUUUUGUGUAAAAUUGUGUCUCAGAGAUGCACCUAGUUUCUCAUUGUUCUCAGUUUGUUAAGAAACUUUAAAAACACCAUGAGGAAUGAUCUACUAUUAAGUGUGCAUUUGUAUAUUGAGCUGAUUGUGCAUCUGUGAACUGUGCUGUGUGUUAGGCUUACUAAAGUGCAUUUGUUUAGGGCCUGCUGAUACUAGCACUGAAGUUGUAAUAACUACGAUGAGCCUAAAUCAGUUCUAGUAGUGAUACCUUCCUGAGUUGUAGCUUUGAGUGUGCUACAGGAAUGACUGUCUUUAAAUAAAAUAAAACAAGUCCAGUGA